AUGAUCAAUGCGGUUGAUCCAACCUAUCCUUUCUUCCCUAUCGCCUCAGUCCUUGCAACGGUGAUGCUUCUACUUGUGUUUCUGACCAGCUUUAUCCGACAAAGCUGGAAUCUCGGGGUUGCCUUCCUGUGCUUCUGGCUCUUCUUCGAGAAUCUCACCAACGCCAUCAACUCCAUCGUAUGGGCCGACAACGCCGACAUUAGGCUCUACGCUUACUGCGACAUUGCGUCUUGGUCAGUCACUCGCCUCCAAGUCUUCACGUCUGUGGUCAAGCCCAUGGCUACAUUGAUCAUCACUCGCCGACUGAGCAUAAUCGCCAGCCAACACUCAGUAGAUCCUGUCGAUCAUGUAGCAAAACUUCGGAGGAAUACGGCGAUAGAAUGGACUCUCGGUUUGCUCAUUCCUGCCAUAGUUGCGGGCCCGUUAUUCUAUGUGGUGCAACAACUCAGGUUCGAAGUGCUCGAAGGAUUCGGGUGCAGCAACUCUCAGGAUGGCUCGAUACUCGACUUAUUGCUCAUCUGGUCGUGGACCGUGUUCCCUCCUCUGGUUUCAGUCAUCGUGUACUACCCCAAGAUAGUUCUGCUCCUCUAUCGCCACAACCGGUCCAUCGAUCGCUUCUUGCAACGCGACGACUCAGUAUCGCGGUCGCACUACUUCCGAGUCCUUGCUCUUGCCAGCAUAGACGUCAUCUUCACCCUACCAAUCGGCAUUGCAUCGGUCGUGGUAGCCCUUACGGAUCAAGCAUCUCAACAUAAUCUACCAUUCUAUGGAGGUUGGGUAUACGUCCAUUCUGAUUGGGCACCAGAGAGCUAUCCUUACUCAGAGCUCGAAGCCGGAGGGGCUCUGAACGCUGCGCAGCAAUACUUCGGUCUGUGGACGACGCCCGUCCUUGCUUUCAUUAUCUUCGGCCUCUUCGGCAUUACUUCCGAGGCUUGUGCAUCUUACAGGCGUCUUUUUCACGUCCUCGGCAGCUGGAGAGGCUGGAAGGCGACAUCGAACGAGCAAGAGUCUGUACAGCCGAUUUCAGGUGACACCGACUUGAGCGUACCGCCUUUGGACACGUGGAUUGAGCCUGAACCCAGAUUGGCGCAAGGUCCACUGGCAUGA
Messenger RNA from Peniophora sp. CBMAI 1063, 1107 nucleotides. NCBI's taxonomy places the organism in Eukaryota, Fungi, Basidiomycota, Agaricomycetes, Russulales, Peniophoraceae. The record is from the annotation of a GenBank genome assembly.